ACAAGCUACGGUGUAGAAGCAAGUUUCAAGUGUUAUCGAGCAAAGUCCUACAGAAGAAAAUCAAAAUGAUUUCUAAAGUCCUAAUUUUUGUGACCAUCCUGUUGCAAUUCCUUGCAAGGAGUUCGGCCAAACCAACGACCAUGUUCAUUACCGACGAUAGGGAUUGGGACGAUUUGGUUUCUCACUACGUGAAUUACGAUGACCUUUCGUUCAGCAAGGAGCAAUUGGCGUUCCCAACGACUGAUCAUCCCUCUUCCGUGGAAUUACACCCACUGAUCAGAGCACUUGUGAAACGAAGUAUUGAUCCCGUGGUAGAAGAAGUGAACAAAGAACCUCUCGUUUUGGAGCUUCCAGUAAAUAAUAACGGUGAAGAUAUGGAGGUCGCGGAAUCGCAUCUCUUUAGACCAGUUUUCCGAUACAAGUCACAGUACACCGAGAGACGGCGAAUUCGGCAGCUUCCGAUUCAGUUUGUGAGCCAAAAUUCGUAGUUGAGAUUGAAUCACUUUGAAGAAAAAAACGCCAAAAAGAUCAUUCGUGGAAUUCAUUUGUAAAAAAUUCAUUUACAUCGUAAUUUAUUUUUGUAAUAAACUCAUUGAA
Messenger RNA from Uranotaenia lowii, 597 nucleotides. RefSeq lists its product as uncharacterized. The coding region runs from base 66 to 488 and encodes 140 amino acids. Lineage: Eukaryota; Metazoa; Arthropoda; Insecta; Diptera; Culicidae. The transcript has 2 exons. The record is from RefSeq and is a predicted model, not a curated record.